AUGAUGAAUGCGUGUUGCAAAGUUGUGUACGUGUGUGUGCAUGAGGGUUGUGAAUGCUUGUGAUGACUGAUGAAAAGAACAACAUCGAGAAAGUCAAAACGAUUCGUCGCUUGUUUUAUCCUUCACAAUGGAAACGGCUGGUCUCGCGACAAUAUUAGCAUUAGUCCAGUAUAGCCUCUGUGCUUAUUCUGAGGCUGCUGGGUCAGGAGCUGUUUGGGCUUUGGCUUGUCCUUGUCCGACAUAAAUAGUUAUUAGUUUGUCUCGAAGCUUUCGGAUAUUCAAAAAUGUCUCCAACCAUCAGAGGUUCAUGCGAUGAAACGCCGUCAGACUCGAUGUCCGAUUUGAGGCAUGAACAUUCGUCACUGGUAGGUUGUACUUCGACUGUGGCAGAGACCUCCGAUUGCGAUUCAGGCGUAGACGAUACGUCUUCUUGGGACGAGUCAAGGAGAGGUUUGGGCCUUCAUGCCAAGUCGUGGCCUCUCAACUCACUCCGUCAUUUGGAGCAGGUACGCUCUGCCCUCCGGUCCUGUUCGCCAGGGAAGAAAUCGCUGCGCUUCGCCGAUUCAUACGGAUUGCCGCUCGUUUCCGUGCUGCACUAUCGUCAGUUUGAGAGUGUCGAGGAGUUUCGUGAUGGCAUGCUGGAAGGGAAACUUGGAGGUGCUGGCGGUAAAUCGUGGUCCAGCACCAGGAGUGCUAUGGAAGAUGCAUGGUCAUGGGAGGACAACUUGGAGCUUUCCCUGAGCUCAGCCAGAAGUUCUUGCAAUCCGUGUGGCCGAGCCAAUAGCUGGGAUCUGCCGUCAACAAUGAAACUGCGCCGUGCCGGCAAGGCAGGUAGGAUGAGUAAGCUAUCACACGGCAAGGCAGACAAAUCUGAUGCUGAAGCGGCAGCUCAUACGGACACAAGUCCGCUGACAGCGUCGACGGCGAAUCUUCGACUGGAAGGCGGUGCACUUCCCGCAUCGGCGUUGCGUGAUCGCCUGGCUCGUCAACAAGUCUGCCUGGAAUACGUCAGCUUGCAAGAUUUCAGCGUCUUCGGUUCGAUCGUCGUGUCGAACAUCAGCUUUGAAAAAGAAGUGUCGCUUCGCUACACUAUUGACAACUGGGCUACAUCAUGCAAUCUUACUGCAUCGUACGUGACUGGAUCCACGUCCCAAGAUGGCUCCUCCGAUCGAUUCUCGUUCACUUACGUCUUGCCCUCGCCGUCCACGUCCGCCUCUGGCAAGGUGCCGCCGCGCCUGGAGUUUGCUGUCUGUUUUAAAACGCCGUUGGGAGAGUACUGGGACUCGAACGAUGGCAAGAAUUUUGCAAUUGUUCCCGUGUAAGUAGGCCCAAUGUCUUGUGCCCUUCCGGCCGUGUUCAGAGCUUAUUAAUACGGACUCUAUUUUCAGCUUGUUCGCUUCGUUGAAUUGGGACAGAUCAAUGCCCACAGCAGUGUGUUGGCGUUGUAUGCUUUCUUCAAAGUAUUUAUUAUACAGCUUGAAUUCUUCUACUAUAUUAUUAUUUGUGUGCGUGUGUGUGUCAAAGUGACCUGUCUGACAUGUGUGCCUCAAAUCCUCCUGAUCUGUCUUAUCCUGCCGUACCUGUGGAGCUGAUCUCGUCGCUAUAUCAACUGGACACGUGCAGUGCCACAGUCCGCCGUCACUUGCAUUCCCGGCUUAGUUAUUGUGUGUGUGUGUGUGUGUGCGACCGAGCACCGAGUAACGUUACAGUGUUGAGUACUGGUAGUAGCAGUAUUCCUUCUCUCGCCCUACAUCUGCUGCGCCACGAUGCCGCACCAUCCUCUCCAGCAAUGUCUGAUCCUUAUCCCAAACUCUUACCCAUUCACAUCCAGGUUUUUUUUUAAUUAGUGUUUACAACCACCCACUGUGUUCUGAUCUGAGCCCAAGCUAAAUUUCUUAUGUUUUCACGAUUUACUAGGACGCCAUUGGCCAUUACCCAUCCUAACUAUGUCAUAUGCUCAUAUUAUUAGACCCUUGAUGGCGGGUUCUCAAGAUUUAUCGAGUUCCCGAAAAAUUCUUACGAUCACUCAUGAUAGUCUAUCCGUUGUUAUCUGCUUCGAGCAACGAUUCCACGUUUCUUACCUCCCUGGAUUUACAAUGGUGCUAGUCAAAUUAGCCGCUCAGCCCUAGUCUUGGUUUGGUUUAGCAAGACUCCAUAUUAAUGCUUAGGUCUAGUCAUGUAGAGUAGUGUCAGGUGCCUGUGUGUGUGUCCUGUGCAUGUACCGUACUUUAGUUCUCUGGAGCAGCUUUCUCUGCAUAUGAUAUGGACAAUGAAUGAUUGGUACGAAUGAA
Molecule: messenger RNA, 2291 nt
Organism: Sycon ciliatum
Lineage: Eukaryota; Metazoa; Porifera; Calcarea; Leucosolenida; Sycettidae
Product: protein phosphatase 1 regulatory subunit 3C-like
Exons: 1
Coding region: 285-1322 (345 amino acids)
Biological process (GO): regulation of glycogen biosynthetic process
Cellular component (GO): protein phosphatase type 1 complex
Molecular function (GO): protein phosphatase 1 binding; glycogen binding
Source: RefSeq, a predicted model, not a curated record